CACCAAGUGGUGUGCUUCUCCGGGGGUGUGUGCGGAAGGCUCCAGGAUAAAUAGGAGGCUCCCAGUUCUGGGUGACACUGGAGCCCGCUGGCUGCCUGCCCCGGGUGUUUCCCUGCUCUGUAGCCAGGCUGCCUGCUGCUUAGUUUCGCUUCCUCCUGGCUCAGGGAUUAGUUUCCAAGCACCCUCUCGGUGCCAGGGCCCGGGAAGGGCGCGGAGAAGGAGCCGGGAGACUCGUCCAGGGGCUGCCCUGCCCCACAAAGCACGGUUGAUGGACCCGGCCGCCCAGGGCAGCGGUGUCAGCUCCCUGCCGCUGUUCUUGGCCCUUGCCCUAGGUCUUUCGAUUCUCCACUGUGUGGUAGCAGAUGGAAACACAACCAGAAUACCUGAAACCAAUGGAUCUCUUUGUGGAGUUCCUGGGGAAAACUGCACAGGUACCACCCCUAAACAGAAACUGAAAACCCAUUUCUCUCGGUGCCCCAAGCAGUACAAGCAUUAUUGUAUCCACGGGAGAUGCCGCUUCGUGGUGGACGAGCAGGCUCCUUCCUGCAUCUGUGAGAAAGGCUACUUCGGGGCACGGUGUGAGAGAGUGGACCUGUUUUACCUCCAGCAGGACAGGGACCAGAUACUGGUGGUCUGCUUGAUAGUGGUCAUGGUGGUGUUCAUCAUCCUAGUCAUCGGCGUCUGCACCUGCUGUCAUCCUCUUCGGAAACACCGUAAAAAAAAGAAGGAAGAAAACAUGGAAACUUUGGAUAAAGAUAAAACUCCCAUAAGUGAAGAUAUUCAAGAGACCAAUAUCGCUUAAAAGUUAUAAAGUUAUCACAAGCUGGUGGCUACAAAAGACCUGACUCAUUUGCAGAUGGACAGGACAUGUCUCAGGAAAACAGCUAGCAGAAAUGAAUGUUUAAAUAUUGUAUUUACUUUUUUAUUUGUAACCAUGUGUUGCUUGUUAUUGUUUUUAAUACUGAUAUUUUUUGUUACAGUCUAAUAGUUGAGAAAAAUCACCUGGUUAGGUGACAACAAAAAUAAGGGACAUUUGAAUACAAAGUUUGGUGCCAGGAUUAUUUAAAAAGUAAAAGAAAAGUGGGAAAGAAGUUAGUUUUUAACAACUGAGUCACCAUCAGGCAAUGAUAGCACAUGUCUUUAAUCCCAGCAGAGACAGGCAGAUCUCUGUGAGUUCAAGGCCGGCCUUGUCUACAAAGAAAGUUCCAGAAUAGCCAGGCUUAUACAGAGGAAUCCUGUCUCAAAAAACCUAACUAACCAACCAACCAACCAACCAACCAACCAACCAACCAACAAACAAACAAAAAACCUAAGUCAGUAAUAGGGCUUCCAGGGUUUAUACACUUACCAUAUGCUAAGAGCUUGAAAUAUAUUAUUUCAUUUUAUCAUUUCAGUAGUUUGUGAGAUUGCAUAUUUUUGUCCUCAUUCCUAUAUAUACAAAAGUUAAAUAAUUUCACUUAGAUUUAGAGAUAGAGAAAUUGAGAGACCAAGAACUGAUAUAGACCCAGAUUCAAAGUGAUGCUCUUACCAUUUUUGUUAAUUUGAUUUCCAGAGAUCUAACUCAAUAGUGUAAUCUGAGAUUUCCACCUUUGCUAUGAUUCUGAGAUGGUAGGGUGAUUUCCCCGAGUUGACACAGAAUAGAGUCCUGGCUAGAGCUGAUGUCAGCAUCAUGAUUUCUCCAGGGUUGACUUCAUGGUUAUUGUUAUCUUGCUUUUUCAUAAAAUCUCAGUGGCAUGAGUAAAUGCUUCUAUCACCAAAACAGACAGCAAAAGUUAAAUGGCUGGUGUUCGUUAGUGCUUGCAUGGGUAUUGAUGCUCAGUAAAGUAGAGACAGCUCAGGAAGAGAUUUGUUAGUAUCAGUGAUGUCACAGCUGAACAGAUGUGACCUAUGUGAUCCAAGCCUCAAGUCUAAUGCAUGUAUAAUUGCUCUCAGGUGAAUCUGAUGCCACAACAAACAUCCUGACCGUAGUGUUUAUGAAUUCAACUGUUUCGUCACUAUUGUGUUCCUUUGACUACAUGCGGUAUUUAGUAGAAAGUAUAUUAAACAUAAAAAAAUAAAAUUUAUAUUUAGUCAGUAUUCUAUAUCCUGUCGGGAUCCUUGUAAAUUUAACUUUACAAAGAGAGAUUCCAUAGAUUCAAGCAAAAGCCUGUAUUUCCUAUGUUCUCUUAGUACAGUCUUUGUAAGUAGGCUGGGUUUCAGCAAUGAUUACCUGCCAAUUUCAGCUAAGUCUGAGAACUGGCAAGUUUCAAAAUAUUUUUUCUUCCCUGUGACUUAAUGUCCAUUCUUGAAAAAAGACUGCCCAUACCGGAAUCAUAUUCUUGUUUUAUUUCGUCUCCUUGGGCUCCUGUGUGAGUUUUCUCUCCAGUCUUCUUGAAUGCUAAACAGGUUUGGAUUAAAUGGCCACUAGAACAUUAAAAAUACCACCAGUACUGUUAAGUGACUCUGCUUCCUGGUCCCUGGUUGACUGAUCAAAGCAGUCAAUGUUGGGAAACUCCUCAUUUUUUUUUAUCUGAAACGUUUAAUGGUGUCUCUUGAGAUUCUGAUAUCAUGAAAGGAUUUCAAGAACUCUCAUGGUUUUUUCCAAGUGUGUUUUGUAAUUGUUUUUGCAUAUACUGUGUUGUUUAUAUAGACCGUUAAGGUUAUAAUGAAAUAAAAUAACUUUAUUUUUAAACAAA
This is a messenger RNA of Mastomys coucha (southern multimammate mouse), 2675 nucleotides long. It is a transcript of the gene Btc, whose product is annotated as betacellulin. The transcript is spliced from 6 exons. NCBI's taxonomy places the organism in Eukaryota, Metazoa, Chordata, Mammalia, Rodentia, Muridae. The record is from RefSeq and is a predicted model, not a curated record. Gene Ontology annotation, biological process: positive regulation of cell population proliferation; epidermal growth factor receptor signaling pathway; positive regulation of mitotic nuclear division. The coding region runs from base 269 to 802 and encodes 177 amino acids.